UGCUGUUUGUUUUUAGCAAAGUUGGAAUUUAUUAGGAGAUGUGUUAACUCUGAUUCUUAAGUACGAGACGGAAAGGUGCUCAUGAAGAAAGAUGCAUGGGAGCAUGGGUGUGAGCCUCCCUAAAAGGGUCCUCCGAUCUGAAUACACUGCUUCAAUUUCACUCCUUGCUAUGUGUGGCCAGGCAUGGUGGCGCCUGCCUAUAUCCCAACAGUCAGGACAAUGAAGCAGGGGGCUGUGAGUUCAGGACCAGCUGGGCUAAACAGCAAGACCCCAAUCUCAUAAGUAAAUAAAUAGCCUGGCAUUGAAUAAAUGAUUACAAAAAGAAAGAAGGGCACUGAGGGAGGGACCUGAGGGUGUAGCUCAGUAGGUAAAGAGCUUGCACGGUAUACAAGAAGACCUGGGUUUCAUCCUCGUUAUCACUCAAACCGGACAUAGUAGUACACACCUGAAUCUCACACUUUUGGUGGGGGGGCAGGAGGAUCUGGAGUCCAAUGCCAUCCCCAGCUACGUAUCAAGUUCAAGGUUAGUCUGGGCUAUAAGAGACCCUGUCUUAAUGCCCCCAAACAAAACACAAUAACUACCCAUCAUAUAUAAGAGCAUAGAUACUGUCUCUUCAGACUGAUUGCUUCCCCCUCCCUGUCUUGCUCUGUUCCUGCAUUUUUACACAAUUAGAUUGAUUGCCCUGCAAGGCAGGAUGCAGAAACAGGAGCAAGCUGGUGGAAAGCAGCCAGAUGGAAUGAGGGCAAAACCAGUGGUAUUCCACACAGACACUGACCAGAAUGAGAAGCAGUGAUUCACAAAGCAGCAGCAGGCAGGCCUUGGGUUUCACUUUGAGAGCAAUUGCGGGAUUGGGGUCAGUAAGGAGUACGGGUAAGGAGGCAUCAAGAUAAAAGGCAGACAGGCUCCUUCUCCCUGGAGAUAUGUUGCCUGUCAACCUCAAUCCAUUCCCUUAAUCCUUUUCUACCACCCCACCCCCACAACUCCUCACGUUGACCAGUGUCCUGGGCCUUUAAGAGUUAGACAGGCUGGACUGAGGAAAGCGUUCACACCUCUCCCCACCCUACUCCUUCUCCCUGGCUGUAACUCUGCCAGUUACAGCAGCAAACUGCAGUCGAGGACGGGUGGAAGCAGUCAAGUGCAAAGGAAAAAAGGAGCCUGGCUGAGUCGUCUCAUUCUCGGGGAAGAGCAUUGCAGAGUUCCGGAGGUGUUGCUCGCACACUGGAUUACUAUCUUACCCAAGGACUCACCCAAAGCCCGUUGCUCCUCCUUGUUCCUUUCAUUGACUCUGGCACCAGCUGGUAGAGCAGUGGGUGAUGGCAUCUCAGAUUCAAGACCGACUGACCACUGAUCAGGACCUGCUGCUGAUGCAAGAAGGCACGAUGAUGCGCAAGGUGAGGACCAAAACCUGGAAGAAGCCAAGAUACUUCAAACUUCAGAGUGACGGCAUGACAGUCUGGCAUGCACGGCAAGCCGAAGGCAUAGCCAAGCCCACUUUUUCCAUCUCUGAUGUGGAGACAAUACGUAAGGGCCACGAUUCUGAGUUGCUGCGCUGUCUGACGGAAGAGUUCCCCCUGGAGCAAGGCUUCACCAUCGUCUUUCAUGGCCGCCGCCCUAACCUGGACCUGGUGGCCAACAGUGUUGAAGAGGCCCAGAUUUGGAUGCGAGGACUCCAGCUGUUGGUGGAUCUUGUCACCAGCUUGAACUACCAAGAGCAACUGGACCAAUGGGUGAGUGAGUGGUUCCACCGAGGAGACAGAAACCAGGAUGGCAGGAUGAGUUUCGAAGAAGCUCAACGGUUGCUGCAUCUGAUGAACGUGGAAAUGGAUCAAGAAUAUGCCCUCAAUCUUUUUCAGGAAGCAAAUGUGUCCCAGUCUGAUACUCUAGAAGGAGAAGAAUUUGUACAGUUCUAUAAGGCACUGACUAAGCGUACUGAGGUUGAGCAACUAUUCGAGAACUUUUCAUCAGAUGGACAGAAGCUGACCCUGCUGGAAUUUGUGGAUUUCCUUAGAGAGGAGCAGAAAGAAAAAGACCAUGCCCCCGACCUUGCUCUGGAAUUCAUUGACCUCUAUGAGCCUUCAGAGAGUGGCAGAUUGCUGCACGUGAUGAGCAAGGAUGGCUUCCUCCGCUAUCUCUGCUCGAAGGAUGGAAACAUCUUCAACCCAGACUGCCUCCCUGUGUACCAGGAUAUGACUUACCCUCUGAACCACUACUACAUCAAUUCCUCUCACAACACCUACCUACUGAGGGACCAGCUUUGUGGCCAGAGCAGCGUGGAAGGAUACAUAAGGGCCUUGAAGCGUGGGUGCCGCUGUGUGGAGGUGGACGUAUGGGAUGGACCUGGCGGGGAGCCCAUUGUUUACCAUGGACAUACCCUGACCUCUCGCAUCCUGUUCAAAGAUGUCAUGGCCACAAUAGCACAAUAUGCCUUCCAGUCAUCCGACUACCCACUCAUCUUGUCUCUUGAGAACCACUGCUCCUGGGAACAGCAGCAGACCUUGGCACAGCAUCUGACUGACAUCCUGGGAGAGCAGCUGCUGAACACCACCAUAGAUGAACUGCUGAUGGAUAAGCUGCCCUCACCAGAGCUUCAAAGGAAGAUCUUGGUGAAAGGAAAGAAGUUACGGGCAAUUGAGGAUAUUGAGGUUGAUGAAGAAGAGGAGGAAGAGCUGGAGAAAGAUGAGGACUCGGAUGUGGAUCCAGGCACCUACCCGGAGCUGGACACUCAGCUUCAGCCUGAGUCCCAGGAGCUGGUCUCUGGGAACAAGGACGAUGAGGUUGUGGCGUGUCCGAUGUCUUGUCUGCUUAUCUGUGGUCACAUUUUGGCCCAGGAUCCUAGUACCAUUCCUGGGUCCUCUUUCUUGUCCAACCAGGAUUCCAGGACCAUCUCGUGCCCAGACCUGUCUGCCCUGGUUGUCUACUUGAGGACUGUCCCCUUCUGCAGCUUCAUUCAUUCCAAAGAAAAUUACCAUAUCUAUGAUGUUUCAUCUUUCUCUGAGACCAAGGCCAGGAACCUUAUCAGAGAGGAAGGCAACGAGUUUGUACAGCACAAUGCCAGGCAGUUAUGCCGUGUGUAUCCCAGUGGUCUGAGGACAGAUUCAUCGAACUUUCACCCCCAGGAAUUCUGGAAUGCAGGCUGCCAUAUGGUGGCUAUGAAUAUGCAGACUGCAGGGAGUGCCAUGGAUAUCUGUGAUGGGUUCUUCCGCCAGAAUGGUGGCUCUGGCUAUGUGCUGAAGCCAGAAUUCCUGUGUGACAUCCAGAGUUCCUUCAAUCCCGAGAGGCUCAUCAGUCCUUAUAAGGCCAAGAUCCUCUUAGUCCAGGUCAUCAGUGGUCAACAACUCCCCAAAGUGGAUAACAUCAAAGAGAGUUCCAUUGUGGAUCCACUGGUGAAAGUAGAGCUCUUUGGUGUUCCUGAAGACACAAGGCAACAAGAGACCAACUAUGUGGAGAACAAUGGUUUUAAUCCAUACUGGGGGCAGACAUUCUGUUUCCGGGUCCAGGUGCCUGAACUUGCUAUACUGCGUUUUGUGGUAAAGGAUUACAGCUGGACAUCCCGGAAUAACUUUAUUGGUCAAUACACCCUGCCCUGGACCUGUGUGAAACAAGGUUACCGACACAUAUCCUUGCUCUCCAGGGAUGGCACUAGCCUCCACCCAGCUUCCAUCUUUGUGUAUAUUUGCAUGCGGGAAGACUUGGAGAAACACAGGGAGGAACUCGAAGCAGAGAAAUCUACAGAAGCAUUAUCCCCUCCAACCUACAAGUCCCUCAAAAUCCAGAGCCAACGAAAGGAUCAAUCAAGGAUCAAGGCUCCCAGGCAAAGGUUGGGGAAGGAUGCCUGACCCCAGAACUAUGACUCUCUAGAGGACAAUACACAGCCUUGAGUCCCCACUGGACUGCUGCUCCUUAGCUGGUCUAAAUAGAGCUUCUCUGUCCAA
Mesocricetus auratus (golden hamster) is the source of this 3932-nucleotide messenger RNA. It is a transcript of the gene Plcd4, whose product is annotated as phospholipase C delta 4. The record is from RefSeq and is a predicted model, not a curated record. Bases 1314 to 3836 code for a protein of 840 amino acids. Gene Ontology annotation, biological process: lipid metabolic process; intracellular signal transduction. Gene Ontology annotation, molecular function: phosphatidylinositol-4,5-bisphosphate phospholipase C activity; calcium ion binding. The transcript is spliced from 18 exons. NCBI's taxonomy places the organism in Eukaryota, Metazoa, Chordata, Mammalia, Rodentia, Cricetidae.